CAGGUGGGCAGGGCCAUCCUCCCCUGACUGUCUGGGCUGGGAUGCUCAGGGAAGGUCAGCAACAGUCAGGGACAGUCAGGGAAAGUCAGUGAUCCAGCAGCACCUGCACCAUGAGUAUCUCUGUGCUGAGUGUCAUCAGACCCCUGAGCGGUGUCCCUGGGCUCCUGCAAGUGGUCUCCGUGCUAGGGCUGGUUCUGCUGCUGCUCAAGGCAGCACAGCUGUACCUGCACAGGCAGUGGCUGCUCAGAGCAGUCCAGGAGUUCCCGUCCCCUCCUUCCCACUGGCUCUUCGGGCACAGGCAUGAGUUGCAAAAAGAAGAGUACCUGCAACUGCUACUGAAAUGGGUAGAGAAAUUUCCAUGUGCCUGUCCUCGCUGGCUAUGGGGCACAGAAAUGGAGGUCGUGAUCUACGACCCUGACUACAUGAAGCUGAUCCUGGCACGAUCUGACCCAAAGUCUGAUGGUUCCUACAGAUUCCUAGCUCCCUGGCUAGGGUAUGGUUUGCUCCUGUUGAACGGGCAGACGUGGUUCCAGCACCGGAGAAUGCUGACCCCAGCCUUCCACUAUGACAUCCUGAAGCCCUAUGUGGGGCUCAUGGCCGACUCUGUCCAAGUGAUGCUGGACAAAUGGGAGGAGCUCCUCAGCCAGAACUCAUCUCUGGAGAUCUUUGGACACAUCUCCUUGAUGACGUUGGACACCAUUAUGAAGUGUGCCUUCAGUGACCAGGCCAACCACCAGACAGAAAGGAACUCCCAGUCCUACCUUCAAGCCAUUAGGGACCUGAACAGCCUGGUGUUUUCUCGGAUGAUGAAUGUUUUCUACUGGAAAGACAUCAUCUACAGGAUGACCACUGAAGGCCGCUGGAACCACCGGGCCUGCCAGCUUGCCCAUCAACACACAGACCGAGUGAUCAAGUUGAGGAAGGCUCAGCUGCAGGAGGAGGGAAACCUGGAGAAGGUCAGGAGCAAGAAGCACUUGGACUUCCUGGACAUCCUCCUCUUUGCCCAAAUGCAGAACAGGAGCAGCCUUUCUGACAAAGAUCUCCGUGCGGAAGUGGACACCUUCAUGUUUGAGGGCCAUGACACCACAGCCAGUGGCAUCUCCUGGAUCCUCUAUGCUUUGGCCACACACCCAGAGCAUCAGCAGAAAUGCCGGAAGGAGAUCCAGAACCUCCUGAGGGGUGGUGUCUCCAUUACCUGGGACCACCUGGAUCAGAUGCCCUACACCACCAUGUGCAUCAAGGAGGCACUGCGACUCUAUCCGCCAGUUCCAGGUGUUGGCAGAGAGCUCAGCAAGCCCAUCACCUUCCCUGAUGGACGCUCCUUACCCAAAGGGUCUCGGCUAAUGAGAGAGAUCAGAGAAUUCACCAUCAUGGCUCAGAUGGUCCAGUCUCCAAGGAGCCCUCAGGAUGAUGGGAGAGAGUAGCUGAUGACCAGAUCUCAGAUCCCUGCCAUAGCUGGAGGCCACUGUUCGUCUCCUCUUUGCUCUGAAUCCCAGCCCAGCCACAUCCUAGCUGGGUGGUCAGAGGCAAGUUGCUCAGCUUCUCUGAGAAUCAGGUGCCUCAUGGGAAUGAUGGAGAUGUGAGCCUUCAUUGGAAGGUUAUUGUGAGGAUGUAGGUGUUUAUGGAUAUUUCCAAGAGGCC
Molecule: messenger RNA, 1641 nt
Organism: Lutra lutra (Eurasian river otter)
Lineage: Eukaryota; Metazoa; Chordata; Mammalia; Carnivora; Mustelidae
Product: cytochrome P450 4A11-like
Exons: 10
Coding region: 111-1424 (437 amino acids)
Molecular function (GO): iron ion binding; oxidoreductase activity, acting on paired donors, with incorporation or reduction of molecular oxygen; monooxygenase activity
Source: RefSeq, a predicted model, not a curated record